Messenger RNA from Hippocampus zosterae (dwarf seahorse), 2733 nucleotides. It is a transcript of the gene notum1a, whose product is annotated as notum, palmitoleoyl-protein carboxylesterase a. Gene Ontology annotation, molecular function: hydrolase activity. Bases 215 to 1750 code for a protein of 511 amino acids. The record is from RefSeq and is a predicted model, not a curated record. The transcript is spliced from 11 exons. NCBI's taxonomy places the organism in Eukaryota, Metazoa, Chordata, Actinopteri, Syngnathiformes, Syngnathidae.
GUCGUCCUAGGGCGCUCCGACGUCCUCGGAGUCCUGCCCCGCCGCUGCUGAUUGGCUGGACGCGCAGCCAAGGGGGGGAAGUUUGAAUAAAAUACAAGAGCAUGGCUGGCGCCGGCGUCGAGCGCGACUAAAUCGCACGGCUGAUCUCCCAAAAGCGCCUUUUUUUCAAUUUCCAUUCGAGAAAAAAAAUUUAAAAAAAGGACCGGCGUCAAGUAUGAGGGGAAUAAAGAUGACAGCGGUCCGGGCCGCCUCGUCGCUGCUGCCGCUCGUGCUGGUCGUGAUGCAGUCCGGGGCCGGGCUGUGCGCGCGGAGGUCCCGCGGCGGCCGCAACCCGCAACCGCGACGCGCGCCGCCUGCGCCGCCGCCGCCGCCGCCUCCCGCGGCGAGCGGCACCCGGGGCGACGCCGCCGAGAGCUUCCCGCUGGAUUUCACCGCCGUGGAGGAGAACAUGGACAACUUCAUGACCCAAGUGAAGAACCUGGCGCAGUCGCUGUACCCGUGCUCGGCGCAGAAGCUGGACCACGACAUGCGGCUGCACUUUGUGGACAACGCUUCGGUCACGUGCAACGACGGCAGCCCGGCCGGGUAUUACCUGAAAGAAUCCAGAGGAAGCAGACGCUGGUUGAUAUUCCUGGAGGGCGGCUGGUACUGCUUCAACAAAGAGAACUGCGACAGCCGCUACGAGACCAUGAGGAGGCUGAUGAGCUCGUCCAAGUGGCCUCAAAGCAAAACCGGCACCGGCAUCCUGUCUCCGCUGCCGGAGGAAAACCCUCACUGGUGGAACGCCAACAUGGUGUACGUGCCGUACUGCUCCAGCGACGCGUGGAGCGGCGCCGCCGCCAAAACGGAGCAGAGAGGCGGCUACGCUUUUAUGGGCUCGCUGAUCAUUCAAGAGACGGUGAAAGCGCUGCUUCGGAAGGGACUGGACGGCGCCAAGGUUCUGCUGCUGGCCGGGAGCAGUGCCGGCGGGACCGGGGUGCUGCUGAACGUGGACCGCGUGGCGGAGCUCCUGGAGGGUCUGGGCCACGCCGGGAUACACGUGCGCGGCCUGGCCGAUUCCGGCUGGUUCCUGGACAACAAGCAGUACGACUUUACGGACUGCUUGGACGCGCUCAGCUGCGCUCCCACCGAGACCAUCAAGAGAGGCAUCAAGUACUGGGGAGGAGUGGUGCCAGAGAAAUGCAGACAAGCCCACGAGGGAGAAGAGUGGAACUGCUUCUUCGGCUACCGAGUCUUUCCGUCCAUCAAAAGCCCGGUCUUUGUGGUCCAGUGGCUGUUCGACGAGGCCCAGUUGACCGUCGACAACGUUCAGUUGACGGGACAGCCCGUGCAGGAAGGCCAGUGGCGUUACAUCCAAAAUCUGGGCGCGGAGCUGAGGAACACGCUCAAAGACGUGCCAGCCAUGUUCGCCCCGGCGUGCCUCUCGCACGAAGUCAUCACGAGAAGCUACUGGACAGAGGUGCAGGUCAAAGGCACUUCCUUGGCCCGGGCGCUGCACUGCUGGGACCGCAGCCUCCAGGACAACAGGAACAACAAAGCCCCGCCCAAAGGCUGCCCCGUGCAUUUGAUGGACAGCUGCCCGUGGCCGCACUGCAACCCCACCUGCCCCGCCGUCCGAGACCAGUUCACGGGCCAGGAAAUGAACGUCAUCCAGUUCCUCACGCACAUGGGCUUCGACGUGCAGAAGAUGGCCCGGCAGCAGGGCUUGGAGCCCGGCAAGCUCCUGGGCAUGCUGAGCGGCGGCAGCUAAAGGCGCCGCCGGCGCGCCCGCAAACUCAAAGCCCCGAGCGGGGGAUGCGGCCGCCGUCCGUUACCCCAUACCCCCGACCGCUCCCUCCACCUUCGUCUUCCCUCUUACGACAGAUUUCGCCGGCGUACCUCAAAGCGCGAACCGAACCAAACCCAAUCACGCGAGCGGCCGUGGCCCGGGGAGAUUGAUUUGCAGACUCGGAAGAUGCCCGCUACGCUUUUAUUUGUACAAACGCCUUUUGGGGAAUACUAUUCAAGCAUCGUAGCCGGAAAAGAAAACCACCGUGGAGAAAUGCGGCCCGGUCCAAAAUCACCGAGGCGAGACAUCAUCGCUCCGAACGUGGACGCGGAUUGUGGCGGACGUGACCGUAUGCCGCAAUCUUUCUUUGUCUUUUUUAUUUCGUGAGAAAAUCGGCAUCCUUCCCUGUCGACUGAAUUGAACUAGAAAGCGCGGCUGCUCGGUACCCCCGCGGGCCCUUUGGGGUCAUCGGGAUGAGCCACACGCGCACGCCGCAGUGCCAUUUGAUCCAAAGUACCCCACUCGAGGCCCAAAGAACCCUUCGAUCAAUGCAAAGGGAGACAAAUCUUGUGCGUUGAGGACGUUCCGAGUCUUUGUUUAGGUUCUUUCAAGUGCUCCUUGUGUCAACUACAUCAUCAUAGAGAUCAUCUUUGAGGAGACGGGCAACGUUGUACGGACGCGUGUCUUCGGAAGGGCGUAUUUUCCUCACACCGUCCGCAGAAGGAACGCCAUUAUUAAGGAUAUGAUUAUUUUUGCGGGAGAAACGUCAACUACAUGGGCUAUUUGCAUAUUUAUUUUGUUGUGUAAAUCAUAUUUAUAAGUGCUAUUUUUUCCCCCCGCAGAGAAGCGAUUCUUUGUAAAAUUGUAAAUACAUGGCUGGUUUGUCGCCCCCCUUCCCAUGUGUUGACUGCAUGUCUUUGUGUUUGACCAAAAAGAGAAGACACAAUACAUACGUCCAAAGUAGA